ACACUAUUGGAGCUUAUUAUUAUUGUUGCUCUCACUUUUAUCCAAGACCUUACCGACUACCCUCAAGCCUCAUCGACGCUCUACCACAACGAAUCGACAUCGCCGCGGACCUGUCACUCUCCGAGGAACAACCAGGAGCUCCGUCACAAAAAUCAAAAAAUGACGGGAAUAAGGGCACGCGCGCAGACACUGCUUGGCCAGGUGCCCUUGGACGCUAACCCCAUGAUCGGCGAUCUAGCUCUGGCGUUGGCAAGCCAGGCGCACAAGGCGCGAGCUAGCAGCACAGUCGCCCAGUACAAAGAGCCAUGGCAGGAGUUCCUAGAUUGGGCAGAGCUACUACACAUUCGGGCGAGCGACAUUUACGACAUCAGGCCAGAGAUAGUGGCCAUGUACCUGAUGCACGUCUACCAAACCGCGCAAGCGGAUGAAGUAGGUCCGGGUCGCGUCGCGGGAGCGAGCGCUGCUAUUGCCUGCCAUUUCUUUCUCGCGGGCCGCCCCUCACCUACGGAGCACCCAGCAUGCAACCUCGUUCGGGACCUGGGCAGGAGGUGCCAGACUAUGCGGGACAGCAAUCCAGGGAGCUGUGUGCCGUGUGUUGUGCUGAUACCGGGAGUGGCUCUAUAUGUACGGCACUACCCAGGCUACGUUGGUGCAAGGAGCGUGCCCUCCUCACAGCCAGCUAGCGCCUUUUCGUUUCAGCGCAUUGCCUACCUGCCUCCCUACCUGCCUCCCUACCUGCCUACCCUGCCAGACCACAUUAACAACGAGCCACACCAGCAGGUUAACUUUUGUGGACAGCUGUCUAUGGGUACCGGCAGAAGGCAGGGCUCAACGCAUCCACCGCGCGCCACACCCGCUGAGGAGCCCAGCCAUGAUCACCCCGCCUUCAUUCAGACACCAGCAGUCAGCAGCCAGGCGCGCAAGCUUACCUACGACGGCCGCUACCCGCUGUCAGACGUGGAAUCGCCCGUCAACAACAUGUGA
This is a messenger RNA of Volvox carteri f. nagariensis, 984 nucleotides long. RefSeq lists its product as uncharacterized. The coding region runs from base 160 to 984 and encodes 274 amino acids. The record is from RefSeq and is a predicted model, not a curated record. The transcript has 6 exons. Lineage: Eukaryota; Viridiplantae; Chlorophyta; Chlorophyceae; Chlamydomonadales; Volvocaceae.